Mollisia scopiformis is the source of this 1614-nucleotide messenger RNA. Its product is annotated as HK97 family phage prohead protease. The record is from RefSeq and is a predicted model, not a curated record. NCBI's taxonomy places the organism in Eukaryota, Fungi, Ascomycota, Leotiomycetes, Helotiales, Mollisiaceae. The transcript has 6 exons. The coding region runs from base 1 to 1614 and encodes 537 amino acids. Gene Ontology annotation, molecular function: oxidoreductase activity, acting on paired donors, with incorporation or reduction of molecular oxygen; monooxygenase activity.
AUGGCAGGAACUAGAAAGCGCAAGACGAAUGGGGAUUCACCACAAACUGCAAAGCGCCAACAGAAAGAAACAACGAGCCACCAAAAUGGAACAACUGGCCCCGCACGCAUCAACGGGAAGAAACAAAUUCUACUCAAUGCUUUUGAUAUGUCGACCGUCGGUCACUUGAGUCCUGGACAAUGGAAGAAUCCAAAAGACCGCUCGGCCGAGAAGCGAGGUCUGCAGUAUUGGCUUGAUCUAGCUCAGAUUCUGGAGAGAGGCGGUAUCAAUGCGCUGUUCCUCGCUGAUACGUAUGGAGGUUAUGAUACCUAUGAGGGCAGUUUGGAUAAUUGUAUCCGGAGAGCUGCACAAUGGCCUGUUACUGACCCGACAAUUCCUAUCAGUGCCAUGGCUGCAGUAACAAAGAAUCUUGCGUUUGGCAUUACCGCAAGCACAUCUUUCGAACCCCCCUUUCUUCUCGCCAAGCGCUUCUCCACUCUUGAUCACCUGACCGGUGGUAGAAUAGGCUGGAAUAUCGUCACAUCCUGGAAAAAGAGUGCCUUCAAAGCUAUCGGCAUCGACACUCCCUUCGAACACGACAAGCGCUACCUGCAAGCCGACGAAUACUUGCGUGUUCUCUACAAACUUUGGGAAGGCUCUUGGAGUAAAGACGCUGUCGUCAAAGAUGUCGAGAAUGAUACAUACGUUGACCCUGACCUCGUAAGGCAGAUUAAUCAUCAUGGGGAGUUUUAUGAUUUGGAAUCGCGACAUAUCGUUGAUCCCUCGCUUCAGAGGACUCCGUUUCUGUUUCAAGCGGGAACUUCGCCAGCUGGAUCAGCAUUUGCAGCUAAACACGCAGAAGCCAUCUUCGUCACAUGCCACGACCCAGCUGUUCUCGCUCCAAAAAUAGCCAAUAUCCGGCGGCUCGCAGCACUCGAAGGUCGUGAUCCUGCCUCGCUCAAAUUCUUCUGUACCUUUACUCCAAUCCUAGGACUUACAGAUGAGGAAGCAGAAGAAAAGCUUGAAGAGGUGAAGAAAUACGCUUCCACGAUUGGUGGUCUAGUACUCGUUAGUGGUUGGACUGGCAUUGAUUUCUCGAGGUUGCCCUUGGGGAAGGAGAUCACGAAGGAGGAUUCUUUGGAGGCGCAUAAGGUGACGAGUACAUUGCAGCAAUUCACGACCACGAGUAAGACGGUCCCGAUUUGGACUCCUGAGGUGGUGGCCGAGAAGGCUUCUAUUGGUGGUCUUGGUCCACUGGGAGUCGGAUCGCCAGCCACUGUAGCAGAUGAAUUAGAGAGAUGGAUUCGAGAAGCUGAUGUAGAUGGCUUUAACCUUGGGUGUGUGACGACUCCGGGAACAUUUGAGGAUGUGGUUGAUUUGUUGGUUCCUGAAUUGAGACGAAGAGGAAUUUAUCCGCAGGAAGGAGAGGUGAAGGAGGGAUUGACGGCCAGGGAGAAAGUUUAUGGCGAAGGGCAGAAGGAGUUGAGAAGUGAUCAUGUUGGGAGCCAGUAUAAGUAUGACGUCUAUGUCGAAGAUCCACCGUUCGUCAAGAAGGAUGAGAAAGUGGUUAAUGGGGGUGGAAAGGUGGGGGAACACAAUCUGAGAGGGAAAGGGGCAAAAUUAGGGAAAGUGUAA